Messenger RNA from Linepithema humile (Argentine ant), 2157 nucleotides. The record is from RefSeq and is a predicted model, not a curated record. Lineage: Eukaryota; Metazoa; Arthropoda; Insecta; Hymenoptera; Formicidae.
CUCGUCGUCAUCAUGUCGUGGUUCUUCGUGCUACUGGUGAAUACAGUUAUUACGAUAACAAUGAUCGACGUUAUGUCCUCAGAAGGUGCAAAUCGCGGAUCCAAUCAGAUCGAAAGACCGAUUAUGAUUCGGAUGAGAGAUAUUGAUUUUCCUCGAAGUGCAAACGUGAUGUUCACCGGCUCCUCGUCCUCUCUAUUUUUUCUGCAUUUGUUCAAAUACAAGCCGCAAAUACAAUACCAGAAGCUGGAUAAGAUCCCUACUACUACUCCGAUGGCCAGAGAUUGCAUUUGCGUACCGUUUUAUCUAUGCGACGAUAAUCAGACUGUCAUAACUGAUGGUACAGGUGUAAUCAAUCCACGUGUUCGGAUAUGCACCGGAGACUUCGAAGUCUGCUGCUAUCUGCGAAAUGCCACAAUACCACCGACGAUACCAACAAUUCCACCGACGAUACCAACAAUUCCACCAACAACGCCGACGAUGCCGCCGACGAUGCCGCCGACAAUACCCCCGAUAGUUUUUCCCACCAAUACACCGAGUCCUCCCGUGACUGGAUUUCCGAAUUUAAACUGCAUCUGUGUAGUAAUAUCGCUGUGCAAUCCUAGUGGAGUAGUUAUUUUUGCCGGCGAAGGUGUACUAAUUCCGCGACAGCAAAACAUACUGUGUCCCGGUGCCAACCUGGUCUGCUGCAUGAUACUAGCGAACGUGACGCAACCAACGAUACCACCGACGAUGAUGCCCACGACAACUACGAUAUCACCGACGACUGCACCACCUGGACAGACACAGCUGUGUUUUGUGUGCGGCAACACCGUUCAAUGUUUUACUUGUGCAAUCAUUAUCACGCCUGGCGGUGGCGGUAUGAUCGAUCCCAGAUUUUCUCAGAUAUUAUCGGAAGGAAAUAUCUGCGCGGCGGCAAGUUUGCCGACCUGUCAAAACACGAUGAUGAAACCGAUCACGGAACUGUUAGGCCGGUUGAAGAAUCCGAACACACCGCAAGCUUGUUAUUGCGUAAAAACCUGGCUGUGCUCCGCGGGCAACGCGGUCAGCCCGGAUGGUCUUGGUAUAAUUGAUUCGAGAUUCACCGCGUGCUCGUCGCCGGACGAAGUGUGCUGUCGACUCGCGGGAAUCGAUCUUCUUCGUAACAUCGGCAAACGCAGUUCUGCACCCGCACUUGAAAGUUUCACCGUAAAAGGACGGUCUGAUCACUCGUUUCCUCAAAUCAAUUGCGGUAUACAGAACAACAGUUAUGCACCGUCGCAGCCUUUUUCCGCUGACUCUGGAAAAACUUAUUUCGCCGAGUUUCCAUGGAUGGUCGCACUUCUCGUAAAAUCCGCAAUCAGCGGUCCUUAUACUUUCAAGUGCGGUGCUUCGAUAAUCAGUAACGCUGCUAUUAUCACUGCCGCACAUUGCGUAAUAAACGAAAAACCUGAGAACUUGGUGGCACGCUUCGGUCAAUGGAAUAUAGAAAAUAGCAUUCAACCACUACCUAUUCAAGAAGCAAAUAUUUUCACGAUAGUUGUACACCCUUUGUACUACAGCGGCGGACUAUUCCAUGAUGUAGCUGUCCUUGUUUUGGAGAAACCAAUUACCUAUAGCGCUAAUGUUUUUCCGAUUUGCCUUCCCGAGCAAGGUAUGGUUUUCCCGACCGGAGCCAGAUGCUACGGAAUAGGAUGGGGUAGCAAUUCAUUCGAAGGAAAGUAUCAAGCGGAACUUCGAAAGAUAGACCUUCCUAUUGUCGACAGAACGGACUGUCAAACGCGCUUACGAAGCACGAAAUUAGGCCAAUAUUUUCAAUUGCAUGGAUCAUUUAUUUGCGCGGGAGGUGAAGCGAACAGAGAUACGUGUCGUGGUGAUGGCGGUGGACCUUUGGCUUGCCAAGCUACCACAGGACAAUUUUUCCAGGCUGGUAUUGUAUCGUGGGGUAUUGAUUGUGGUGUUUCUAAUAUUCCUGCAGUAUACUCUAGUGUAUCACAGCAUCGUCAAUGGAUAGAUCAGCAGCUCGCAACUUACGGAGUAUAGCAAUGUGUAGUAUAUUUAGUAUUUUUGUGGCUCAACAAUUGGCGCUAUGUACUUUUUACUGGAACAUUAUUAUAUAUUACACAUUACGUGCAGUGAAAGAAAAGUCAAGAAGCAAUCAGAAAAAAAUAUAAAAUGACA